AUGCGCAUUUUUCAAGGUAUACCACAAUUUCCUGCUUUAGCAAGUGAUCGGAAACGUGAGUUGUACAGUUAUGAACAAACCAUUGUGAUAAGAGAUGCAAAUUUAAAUGAUAAAGUUAAUCACUGCGAAGUAAUUGAAGUUUACGAGAAAAAGGAAGUUGUGGAAGUUUUGAAUAAAUUAAAAUCCCAGUUCAAUUUAAAAGUUGAAAAAAUUGACAUGGUCAGAAUGAUGGCUUUAGUGCGCGAUUGUGAUUCAGUUGACAACUUAGACAGCAAGGAAAGAGCAAACGAAGUGCCAAAAAUAAAGUCACGUUCACCAAAUGCACUGAUCAAUGGCAUUUUUCCAGGAACAAAGUGGUGUGGACUAGGAAAUAUUGCUAAUGGUUUUCAUGACUUAGGAAAGUUGCACAAUGUAGACAGAUGCUGCCGAUCUCAUGACUUUUGUCCCAUUAAAGUUCUUAAAAAAGAUCAACGUUACAAUCUCACCAAUACAGCAUUCUAUACAAAGAGCCAUUGUUUAUGCGAUGAAACUUUUUAUGACUGCUUGAAAAAAGAUAACGGAUGGUCAGCCAUAUUUAUUGGAAAUAUUUAUUUUAACGCAGCUUCACCAAACUGUAUUAAAGGUGUACCUGAACAGUCUAAAGAAACAAUGAAAUUUAUACCUGCUACCAAAAAAUGGUAG
Phymastichus coffea is the source of this 681-nucleotide messenger RNA. RefSeq names its product phospholipase A2 hemilipin-like. The transcript has 5 exons. The record is from RefSeq and is a predicted model, not a curated record. NCBI's taxonomy places the organism in Eukaryota, Metazoa, Arthropoda, Insecta, Hymenoptera, Eulophidae. The coding region runs from base 1 to 681 and encodes 226 amino acids. Gene Ontology annotation, biological process: arachidonate secretion; phospholipid metabolic process.